GUCCCCCAUUCCUCGUCCUCCGCCCGCACAGCAUGCGCCACUGCCUCAGGUAGCACAGGUGCAGUCACCGACAGCAGCCAACAGACACAGUCAUGGUCGGAAUGUCGCCAGGCGCGAGCGUUGCUCUGGGAGUAAUCGUCGGCCUGGCCUCGACCAGCAUCCAGAGUGUCGGCCUUACACUCCAGCGCAAGUCGCAUCUCCUCGAGGAAGAAAAAGACGACGAUGACGAAAGACGGCCACCCUACAGGCGGCGGAGAUGGCAGUUGGGCAUGCUCAUGUUCCUCGUGGCAAACAUUGUCGGCAGCACCAUCCAAAUCACCACCCUCCCCCUCCCCGUCCUCUCCACUCUCCAGGCUUCCGGCCUCGUCUUCAACUCCAUAUGCGCCUCCAUUAUCCUGAGCGAGCCCUUCACGCGCUACUCACUCGCUGGCACUCUACUCGUCGCUGUCGGCGCAUUGUUGAUAGCCCUCUUCGGCGCCAUUGCCGAGCCGUCACAUAAUCUGGACCAGUUGUUGGUUUUACUGGGACGAACCAACUUUCUCAUUUGGAUGAGCAUGACGGGCGUUGCUGUGGUCAUCUUGGUUACCGCCACCUGGGUCCUCAAGCGCAUUUAUCCCCGCACCACUCCCAGACUACGCCUGAUACGAGGAAUGGCCUUUGGAUGCGUCAGUGGCAUUCUCUCUGCGCAUUCGCUACUUGUCGCCAAGAGCGCCGUUGAGCUGUUGGUCCGCACAAUCGUGGAUCGCCACAAUGAGUUUAAUCGUUGGCAGUCUUGGAUGAUCCUGAUUGGCUUAGUUGCAUUCGCCCUGACGCAGCUCUAUUACAUGCACUGCGGACUCAAGUUGUGUAGCACCAGUGUCCUCUAUCCUUUGGUCUUUUGUGUCUAUAACAUCAUUGCCAUUGUAGAUGGAUUGAUAUACUUUGACCAGAGCGACCGGCUGUCAAGUCUCCACGCUGGAUUGAUCGCACUCGGUACAGUGGUCCUUCUUGCAGGCGUUGUCUGCUUGAGCUGGCGCCUCGAGGACAAUGAGGAAGAACCAAGGUCGCCAAUAGCGGUCAAGGUGGGCAGGAUUCCCAUGCCCAAGACGGUACUUCAACCUGGUAUCGGCAUAUCGCAUACUCAUAUUCUCGACGACCCGGCAUCACCAAUGCUCACCGACGAGGAAGCUGGAGGAGACCGUGGCUACUUCUCCGCGCACACCAAACGUAAAUCUAUCGACGAAACAACACCACUGCUAGCCCGAGCACCGGCUGGUCCUGCUCGGCCCCUGUCCAAUCCCAAAAAGCGAUUGUCACUGGAUACUGCAGCCCUGCACGCAGCCCAGGCUAAUCCACGUCCUCACAAGCCUUCACGAAGACGACGCUUGACUAUUUCAGAGGAAACGCACGAAAUAUGGGAUGAGCUCAACGACCGCGAGACUUUACCUUCACCUGCAAUCCGAUCUGUGGAUCUUGAUCAUAGGCCAAGAUCAGGCACGUUACAGCCACGACGAAACAAGGCGCAAUCCGCCUGGCUCAACCAGAUGCGCCGGAGAUCUUGGUUUGAAGGCCUUACCCGGCAGACCAGAAGCGUAUCUCAAGGGAAGAGACCGGCCGAUCCUGCUUCGUCUUCGCCGUUACUCUAUCAUCCCGACCCAGAUGAUGGCGAUUUAUCAGAUGCAGACUUGCCCGAUGCGUCCCGAGCAAGAAGGAGUUGGGCAUAUACCUCGGAGAAUAGAAGCCAAGAUGCAUUGAGCGAUUGGUUCAAAUUGAAAUGGCUACGCAGUAAGUGGAAAGAGGAGGGUGGUGAUGAACAGGAUAGAAGUGGACAAGAAGAUGGACGACAGUCAUAAUGGCCAUUUCUUUUGUACAGUAAAUACAAUGAUAUCAGAUUGAAUUCCGUAAUCAUCUCUCGCCGAAACGAAUGGCGUGUUUUAGGGGAAGGGAUGUUCGGUAUGUCUAUGAAGACUAGACGAAGUCAAUGCUUGCUUAGAAAGUAUGUUUUUUUUAAUUGUUUGUAAUAGUUGUUUGAAAAGAUUCGAGUUUGAAAGUGGCCAGUGCCUUGAGCGGAUAAUUGAAUUAGCGAAACUAUUCGAGACAUUUCACUAGUGCUCAGAUCCAGAGCCUUCUGUAGUGAAGUUUGAUCCCUGCGUUU
Bipolaris maydis ATCC 48331 is the source of this 2134-nucleotide messenger RNA. RefSeq names its product magnesium transporter NIPA-domain-containing protein. Lineage: Eukaryota; Fungi; Ascomycota; Dothideomycetes; Pleosporales; Pleosporaceae. Gene Ontology annotation, molecular function: magnesium ion transmembrane transporter activity. Gene Ontology annotation, biological process: magnesium ion transport. Gene Ontology annotation, cellular component: membrane. The record is from RefSeq and is a predicted model, not a curated record.